Laccaria bicolor S238N-H82 is the source of this 2460-nucleotide messenger RNA. RefSeq lists its product as uncharacterized. The record is from RefSeq and is a predicted model, not a curated record. Lineage: Eukaryota; Fungi; Basidiomycota; Agaricomycetes; Agaricales; Hydnangiaceae. Gene Ontology annotation, cellular component: endoplasmic reticulum membrane. Gene Ontology annotation, molecular function: GTPase activator activity. Gene Ontology annotation, biological process: endoplasmic reticulum to Golgi vesicle-mediated transport; positive regulation of GTPase activity. The transcript has 6 exons. Bases 1 to 2460 code for a protein of 819 amino acids.
AUGAGCGUGAUUCCCAACGGCAACGACCUCCCCAGCGCAGGGGUAAUGAAGCACCAAACCCUCAACUGGGACGCACUCCGAGAACGUAGUCUUCAACCAGGCGGGUUUGGCGAGGAUCGGGUUCGAUUAUGGCCGCAGCUCUUGAACGUAACCCCUUCCAGUAAACAUAAAACCGAGGCAGACGAGGCGGACACCCCACACCCGGACGAGCGGCAGAUAGAGCUGGACACGGACAGGAGUUUCGUUCUCUAUCCAGUAGGCGAGACGCACGAUAAAGAUGCCCUCCAGUCGUCAUUGCAUGCCCUUCUCGUUGCUCUCUUCAGGAAGAGACCAAAAUUGAGCUAUUUCCAGGGAUACCACGACAUAGUAACAGUACUCUAUUUAACUCUUCCUCCGGACCUGCAACUCCCAUGCGUCGAGAAAUUAAGUCUUCACCGCGUCCGAGACUCAAUGGGCGCAGGCCUCGAGCCUGUCCUUGGUCUCUUACGAGUAACACAAAAUCUCCUCCAGCUUGCUGACCCAACCUAUGCCCAAACCCUCUCCCAGACCUCCCCACUCCCUUUCUUCGCCCUCUCCAAUCUCCUCACCCUCUUCGCGCACGACGUUCCCACCCUCGCGCUCAUUCAACAUAUCUUCGAUUAUCUGCUUUGUAGGCCACCGGUGUGGGUCGUUUAUCUGGUUGUUGCUAUUAUAUUAGCAAGGAAAGAGGAAGUAAUGCGAUUAGAAGAGGAAGGCGAGGAAGGGAUGAUACAUUCCCUUCUAAGCAGUUUACCCGCACUCAUAGACGGGGAUGACAACGAUGAAGAUGAAGAACUCGAAAAUCAAGAUGAGAGACGGAACGAUGAUUUCGUACUGCCCACUCGCAGGCCCUCCAGAGAAGAGGGUGAUGCAAGAUUAUCUGAAAAAACGAAAGAAGAAUGGUCACCAGAUGGCAAAACCAAUGGGAUCAGCACACCUAAAAAUAGGUAUGAGUUGAGAAGGUUCGGUGGGAGUGAUGAUGGAGUGCAGGAUGGUGAAACGGAAGCCUCUAAUGACGAAAUCAAAGAGGAGGAAAUUACCGAGGACCAGAGUGACACCGCUGGCCGGCCGCUUGCGUCUUCUUCUCCUUCGACAUCCCCGGCUUUGUCUCCCUCAAAGACGGAGACUCUACUUUCAACACCGACUCUAUCUCCCUCUCGAACCCCAGCUCUGUCUUUCUCCACGUCUCCAACCCUCUCCUCAUCCUCUCCGCCACCCUCCACUCCAGGCCUAACCCUCGACCUUCUAGAUGAAGAUCCCUCAGCGUCGGAUGGGAAGGCGGACGACGGGCAACCUUCAUGUACUGAGGAAGCAGCAGCCUUUGAUGCGAAGACUGUCCAAUUGACAAAACCCGCUUCGGAGUCUGGGGAAGCGCCGCCUUUGUUUUCAGGGAAUGGGGAAACGAAGAGAUCCGCGUCGGAGUCUGGGGAGGCCUCCCUUUCUACUUCAGGGAUCACGCAAGCGACGAUUUAUACGACAGGGACCGCUCAACCGACCAGUUUCUCUUCAAAACCUGGGGAAGCGACGGUUCCCACUUCAGGGACUGAGGAAGCGAUGAUUUCCAUAUCAGGAAUUGGGACCGUUUCGGAGUCUGAGGAAACGACAAUAUCCGUUUUGAGUGGGCAAGCGAUGGCUUACGUUUCAGGGGUUGGGCAAACGACGCACAUUACUUCAGGGAUUGAAGAAACCCACAAUACAGAAAAUGACGCGGAGAAUACGGCUUACUCACGACGAAAACAACUCGAAACAGAAAUACCGACAAGACCAAUAUACCAUCCUUCCGAAUCCGAAAAUUCCUCGUUCUCCCCCUUUUCCUCGAACCUAAAGCCCUCUGCCUCUUCUUCAAAACUUGACGCAGCUAUAUCGUCCGGCCUCCACGUAGAAUUAUCCCCCACAAUACCACCCAAAAAACGCCACGCAUUCAAACCGAAGCUCUCCCUUCCCCUUCUACUCUCACAAGCUGACGCCCUCGCAGCCCGUUUCCCACCCUCCGACGCCGGGCUCCGCCUCUCCUCAAUAAUGGGCCCUCAAAGCGUAGUGUACACGUUUUCUGUGUCUCCUAGCGCGCUUCCGAGCGACGACGAGGCGGAAGCGAUGGUUAGGAACCCAGGGUUGGUCGUUUAUCCGCAGAUGCCUUUUGGUGCCAAGGAGGAGGAGGAGAGUGCGGAGAGUGAGGGGGACUGGGAGAAAGGGGGAAGAAAGGGAGAGAAGGGCAAGAGUAGAGAGAAGGGAAGGGGGAGGCGGCAGAAGAUGAAAGAGAGAAUAGGCGAGAAAAAGCGACGGCCUGCACGCAGGCCACAAACGAGUACGGUGGUGGCUGGUGCGGUCGUGGUGCUUGGUGUUGGUAUGGCUGUCUAUGGGAUGCGGAGGGGAGGUGGUGGUGGGGCAGUGGAAGAGGGGUGGAGGGGGGCGGCGGAGUGGCUUGUUGGUAGGUUAAUUUAG